AUGGCAUCGCAGGCGCCAGCUUCGGCUGUCUUUGUAUCUGGCCUCAACAAGUCCACGGCCAAGAAGCAGAUCGACGACUUUUUCAGCUUCUGUGGCUCCAUCACAAAGCUCGAUCUCUCCGACGAUGGGGACACUCACCAAAAGGCUCUCAUCCACUUUGCCAAGCCUAGUGCUGCCAGUACUGCUGUAAUGCUACACGGCAGCUCGCUAGAUGGCGCCAAUCUCUCGGUUACGCUUGCCGGUGACACUUCUGCCGCCGCCGCCGCCGCUGCUGCUGCCACGACGGCCACCGCUACCGCUGCUCACGACGAUGCACAGCCCGUUGGACAAGAGGACAAGCCAAAGACAGCUAUCAUCGCCGAGUACCUCGCGCACGGCUACACAAUCUCGGACGAGAUUACAAAGCGGGCCAUUGAUCUCGACAGCAAGCACGGCCUCUCCACCAAGUUCAAGGGCUACCUCUCUCAGCUCGACCGAUCGCUGGGUAAGCAGCUCGAAAAGGCUGCCCCUUCAACUUCAGCAGCGACUACUCAAAGCACCGAGCACACCCCCAGCGGUCCUGCUGCUCUUUCUUCUGCCACCGAAAAGGAAGCAGCUGCUAUGCCUGUUCCCGGCGACGAUGCGUCUGUUCAGGGACCCAAAACCACCACCACCGUCCCGGGCACCGCUGCGGACCCUUCCUUUGCGCGCAACCUCCAGCAACGCGCCCAGGCCGUGCUCGACAAGCCAGAGGUCAAGGCCAAGACUGAUUUCGUCUGGACCAAGCUGAGCGACUACUACAAUGCCUUUGCCAACCAUCCCAAGAUCCACGACUUCUACAGCAAGACCUCCAAGACCGUCACCGACGUGCACGAGGAGGCCAAGCGCAUCUCAGAGAAAAAGAAGCAGGGCGGUGCUACGGGCGCUGCGGGCACUUCGGCGCCUGUCCCAUCCUCCGCUCCUACCACAGGUGCCAAGCAGAUGAGCGUCUCCUGGCUCGUUCUCGGGCUUGUACUCUUUUCAUCUCUGUCGCUCAACGGCGUCGCUGCGCACGACCACGAUGCCAUCUCCAACGAGCCUGCAGAGGUGGCCGGCUUCAAGCCGACCGACUUGGAGCACGAGAGCUACAUUCAGAGGCACAUGCGCACCGAGCACCACAUCAACGCCUUUAACCUUGGCAGCGCCUUUGCGCUUCACGACCUCGACCGCAACGGCGUGCUCGACCGUUCCGAGAUCGAAGCAAUCUACGGCGUGCACCAUUCCGAGUCGAAGAAGCACUCUGCUACGCACGAGGUGCACGACGAGAAGGCGGACAAGAUCGUCGGCGCCGUGCUUCGCGCCAUGGACACCAAUGGUGAUGAGCUCAUCACUAAGGAGGAGUUUAUCAACGCGGGUCCCAAUGGCUUGCCCAUCUUCCCAGAGUACAACAUCGGCAGUCUGGGACACCACUACGACGAGGAGUCCGAGUUUUUCGUUCAUCACGAGGAGCUGUACCACAACACGCCCGAGACGCAGACCGACGAGGCAUACAACCACAAGGAGGACAUCGAGCACUUUGCGCACCAUGAGCAGAUCGAGAAGGAGGAGGAGCAGCGCGAGCGCAAGGCCGAGGGUCUGCCGUCGAUUGAAGAGGAGGAGAAGUUGAAGAAGGAGGCUGCUGCGAGAGGUGAGAAGUACGUGUCGGCGUACAGUCAGCAGCUGACGCCGGAGGAACAGAAGAAGGCGCAGAAGGAGCACGACGAGGCACAGGUGGGCAACGCUGUGCACGAAGCUGAGGCGUCGCAGCAUGUCUUCCGAACGCCGUCGGGUAAGCAUGUGGUCAAGGAGGAGCAGAUGGUCUUCCAGGAUCUGGAGGUCGACAACGCCGGUCGUCCCGCUCAUCCUCCCACUUCUCCCGCCGCCAACUCGAAGGAUACCAAGGAUGCCGCCGCCGCUGCUGCUCAGACCCAGGAGCGUCUGCCUCAUGGCGUGGCUGAUCGCGUGCCCGGCGAGACCGAGGAGGGACGACGACAGCGCCUCGCCGCCGCCAAGCUCGAAGCUUCGCGAAGACCCUCCUACGGUCAAGGUCCCAAGGGUUUCGCACAACCCAAGGACGACAGCGACCGCAUGCGCAAGGGUGCGCCUUACAAGUAUCCUCCUUUGCAAAAACAGUACCGCCUCAAGAAGCAGUCGUACUUCGGCGAGUUCUAA
This is a messenger RNA of Sporisorium graminicola, 2169 nucleotides long. RefSeq lists its product as uncharacterized. NCBI's taxonomy places the organism in Eukaryota, Fungi, Basidiomycota, Ustilaginomycetes, Ustilaginales, Ustilaginaceae. Gene Ontology annotation, cellular component: extracellular exosome; endoplasmic reticulum-Golgi intermediate compartment. Gene Ontology annotation, molecular function: calcium ion binding; RNA binding. The coding region runs from base 1 to 2169 and encodes 722 amino acids. The record is from RefSeq and is a predicted model, not a curated record. The transcript has 3 exons.